UCUUCCGGCAGCUGCUCCCAGAAACCUCCCAGAAGCAGAAGCAGCAAUGGCCACAGUGCCUGAUCUCUACGCAGAGUUGGAGAGCUACAGUUACAAGACUGACUACCCCUGGGAAACAGAGGGUCUCUUCUACAACCUCGAUCCUCUUCUCAGCCUCAAGAGAGGCCCCAAAUGCAAGUGCGAGGUCCCAGAAGAGUGUGAGGAAAAGAAAAGUACAAACAGCGAGCUGCUGACCGUUUUCAACAACUGGGUUGAAGAUGCUGUCUCCUUCACCAACUCCGCCAUCACUUUCAGAGGUCCUUCAACCUACAGAUACGCCUACACAAAGCAGCUCACCAUCAGGGAUGUAGAUCACAAGGGUUUCACCUUGCAAAACAUUCAGGGCCAGGCCCAGCUGAUGGCUUCGCACCUUCAAGGCCCCAAUACCAGCCAAGAAGAGAAAUUAAACCUGGAUUACUACUUCUCCACGCAGGGCUCCUCCAAUAGGCCUGUGGCCAUACGUCUCACGAGCAAGAAUCUCUGUCUGUGCUGUCCUGAUGGCAGCCCUAAGCUGCAGCUGGAGGAGGUGUCAGGGCCCAUGCAGGAAAUCAAAACUGAGUCUCAGAAGCGAUUCUUGUUCUUCAAGACUGAUGCCGGCAACACGUUCAGUUUCGAGCUGGCUGCUCACCCCGGCUGGUUCAUCUCCACCUCCAAGACUGAAGGACAGCCCGUUACAUCAGUCAAUCAAACUGGACAGGUGGCCAUCACCAAUUUCUUCACAUAUGACAGCUAAUCUCCAAUCAUUUGUGGCUGAUUCAAGCUAGUAUGUACCAUGUACAGACUCACACGAUUCCAACGCGUCCAUGUCAUACAUGCGGCUUUGGAAUGACCCCAUUGUAAUUCUCUAUGAACUUUGUUGUGCUAUUUAUUUUGUAUUUAUAUUGUGGUAACUUGCUUAUGAUCAGGGUGCCUCUGGGGGCUUUUAUUCUACCUGGAAAAGGACAAGAGAAGUUUCCAAAGCAAGUUCCUCUGAACUAAACCUGUGUGUUGGGAUAUUAGCAGUCAGGGAACAUUCCCAAGAGCAGCUACAUACAGCAGAGAAGACACAGAUGUCCUCUCUACCAAACUCAGGCCCCUCCAAAUCUGCCCUCACAGGAAGCAAGAUCCAGACUGCCACCCCUCUGCCAUGGUGCGAGGGAGUUGGAUACAUCUCGGGAAUACCAAUGUCGGUAUUCCUGUCUAUGGCUCUGAGAGAAGGAGCUCUUGGCCAGUGAAGUAAGGAGCAGGGAAACUGAGUCAUACCUUGUGAUCAUUGAUCUCCCCCAGGGUCACCUGAUUAGCUUAGAUCAGGGAUGGGCAAUUAUUUUCGGCAAGCCAUUGAGGGCCGCAUGACAGGCAGCCCAAGGCAGAUUAAAAUUAAUUUUCUAAGCUUUUUAGGGGCUCCACAGGCCGGAUAGAAUAGCCUGGUGGGCCGCAUCCAGCCCCUGGGCCGCACUUUGCCCACCCCCGGCUUCGAUUCUGAUGACUGACCUACGCCUUUCACUCCCCUUGCAACCGUCCCUCGCCAUCUGCCUUCUCCUGCAUGCAAAUGGCUGUGAUUCAGGCGGACCUGCUUCUGGGAUCAGACUAAGAGGAACAUAGUGACACCCUCAGCACAGCAAAAAGGGGGGGCAAGUGUCCAGAACUCCCCAACAGUCUCUUGAGAGCACCCAUAAACUAAAAACAAGAACUUUGGUCACUGACCCCAGGUGUGAUUCUCAAAUGCUUUACAGGCAUCGUGUGAGGUCAGGUCUCUAAUCCAGUCCAAAUCGACAUGAUUUUCCCCCCUCCAAAAUCAGUUUGUUUUUUUUUAAAUUAAACUCAGAUCCAUCAAAAAGUCUCCCGGCUCUUAAAAUUCCAGUUGAAACAAGGUUUUUCAGAGGCAGGCACUGAAGAAAUAAGCCGUCCUGCUGGAUCCUGCAAAUGUCAAUGCAUUUUGUGUCCAAAAUGUGGAGAACUUGAGGAUAAACUUGACUCCAAAACUGAUAGGUGACUAGAAUGAAACUAACUAUUAUAAGAGCAACUCCAUUUAAUAUAUAUAUAUAUUUAUGCUGACCUGUUUAAUACAUAUUUAUAUAAUAUCUAUCUAACGAAGAAUUAUUUAUAUGAGGCUGAUCUAUUUCAGACACAUUUACAUAACAAUGUGAUGAAGACUUUUUUUGUAUGAUGUUGAUCU
Molecule: messenger RNA, 2194 nt
Organism: Alligator mississippiensis (American alligator)
Lineage: Eukaryota; Metazoa; Chordata; Crocodylia; Alligatoridae
Product: interleukin-1 beta
Exons: 7
Coding region: 47-772 (241 amino acids)
Biological process (GO): immune response; positive regulation of gene expression; cellular response to lipopolysaccharide
Molecular function (GO): cytokine activity
Source: RefSeq, a predicted model, not a curated record